Molecule: messenger RNA, 2135 nt
Organism: Echinops telfairi (small Madagascar hedgehog)
Lineage: Eukaryota; Metazoa; Chordata; Mammalia; Afrosoricida; Tenrecidae
Gene: SELL
Product: selectin L
Exons: 10
Coding region: 1-1293 (430 amino acids)
Biological process (GO): heterophilic cell-cell adhesion; response to cytokine; leukocyte tethering or rolling
Cellular component (GO): external side of plasma membrane; membrane
Molecular function (GO): oligosaccharide binding; sialic acid binding
Source: RefSeq, a predicted model, not a curated record
AUGGUCCAAAAAGCGACUUUACAGCACCGUGGGGGUUGGAGGUUACGACUUCCGGCGGGGGGAGGGCGCCACCGCGCGGCUGGAGCCCGAGGGCCAACCCACUCCAGACCACAGCCGCCCGACGCCCACCCGCCUGUACCCCCAAAUGCAGGAACUUCCGCGUCCGGCCAGGCCCCGAUAUUCCCAUGGAAAUGUCAGAACCCUCAGAGGGCCUGGUGGGACAUCUUCAGAUUGUGGGUCUGGACACUUCUCUGCUAUGACUUCAUGGCUUAUCGUGGAACUGACGGCUGGACUUACCAUCAUUCAGAAAAGCCCAUGAACUGGGUAAAGGCUAGAGCGUUUUGCCAAGAAAGUUACACGGAUUUAGUUGCCAUACAGAACAAGCGGGAAAUCGAGUACCUGGAAAAUACACUUCCUGCUAAGCGUACUUACUACUGGAUUGGAAUCCGGAAGGUAGCAGGGGUUUGGACUUGGGUGGGAACCAACAAGUCUCUCACUAAAGAAGCCGAGAACUGGGGGCAAGGGGAGCCCAACAAUAAGAAGAGCAAAGAGGACUGUGUGGAGAUCUAUAUAAAGAGGUCCACAGACACAGGAAAGUGGAAUGAUGACUCGUGCAACAAGCCGAAGAUAGCCCUCUGCUACACAGCUUCUUGCCAGGCCUCAUCAUGUAGUGGUCAUGGGGAAUGUGUGGAAACCAUCAACAAUUACACCUGUAACUGUGCUGCGGGGUACUAUGGGCCCCAGUGUCAGUAUGUGGUUCAGUGUAAACCUCUGGAGGCCCCAGAACUGGGCACCAUGGCCUGUGCUCACCCCUUGGGAGACUUCAGCUUCAGCUCACACUGUGCCUUCAAUUGCUCGGAGGGAACAGACCUAACUGGGAUGGAGGAAACCACUUGUGGACCAUCUGGGAACUGGUCAGCUCUAGAACCAUCUUGUCAGGUGAUUCAGUGCGAGCCAUUAGCAGCACCUGAUUUGGGGACCAUGGACUGUAGUCACACCUUGGCAGACUUCAGCUUUACCUCUAAGUGCACCUUCAGCUGCUCAGAGGGAACUGAGUUGAAUGGGGAAAAGGAAACUAUUUGUGGAUCAUCUGGAAACUGGUCCAACCCUAGACCAAUCUGUCAAAAAUUGGACAGGAGCUUCUCAAUGAUUAAGGAGGGUGAUUAUAACCCUCUCUUCAUUCCAGUGGCAGUCAUGGUUACAGCCUUCUCUGGACUGGCCUUUAUCAUUUGGCUGGCACGGCGAUUGAAAAAAGGCAAGAAGUCCCAGCAAAGCAUGGAUGAUCCAUAUUAAACUACCAUCUAUGAAAGAAUACUACAGAGGCAUGGGCCCGUCCAAAUCCCUCCUUGAAGAGUUUCACAGGAUGGUGUCUCCUUCACGGAAGAAGUACAUUUCCUUCCAUGCACCUGAAAAAGCUUGCUACGCAGCCAGCAGCUCCUUCUGCUUCCAUUUUGCCCCCGCUACCCCUCCCUCCAGCCCACAGCUGUGGUUUAUGUAGCUCGGUCUUUUAUUUUCUGUCCCAUGGAGAAACAAAUAAAGCCACAAAGGAAAAGAAUUAUUGUGAAAUACAAAGGGGCUCUCUCUCUCUCUCUCUCUCUCUCUCUCUCUCUCUCUCUCUCCUCUUGUCUUCCGUGUCAGUUCAAUGCUGUAUCUUCUGGCGUAUACUUCUGAGUACAAUGGACAUGGGCUACAUAUGGACCUACAGACUUUUGUGGUAGACCAGAAUUUACCCACCCUGUUCAUGGUACAGGGCCCCUUGGUGGAGCAAGCAGUUUGCAACCGACUGCUAACUCAAAAGCUGCUGGUUCAAAUCUACCCCACAACUCCAUGAAGAAAGGCCUGGUGAUCUGGUUCCAUAAAGAUUACAUAAAACCAACCCCGAACAGAAGCAAAACUGCUGUGGGGCUGUUCUGCUCUCCACCGCACGGGGCGGCCACGCACUGCCUCACCAGUACUGCGCUUUGGGCUUUGCUUGUGGUACAUGGGAGUAUGGGAGGCUACAUCCUUACAAUGGAUCUUACCCUUGCGCUCCAAAUUCAGUACAAUAAUGAGGUUCUGUAAAGUUGGACUCUGGGCUAAAAGGGCUGAUUUGCAUGGUAGCCCAUCUUUCUAUAAAUAAAGGAGAUUGAAUUUAA